UGGAAAUGUAACCAGGGGAAAGUCGAAAAAGGUAACAAAGCUCCGGAUAAUUUUGGAUAAAUUCGAAAAUGGCGAGAGAACCUGACGAAGAGUUAAAAAAGGCGUUUGCGGAGCUUCAGAGGAAGCUUAUAGACACCUCGCAGAAACAAACAUUAACGGAUCUGCAGAUUGACUCCCUGCAACGAACGAUGAAGCGAGCGAAGCUCACCGUCAAGGAGGUAACCACACUUCCUCCUAACACCAGACUAUACGAAUCGGUCGGCAGAAUGUUUCUGCUCGACGACAUCGAUAAUAUUAAGGAAGAGCUCGAGAAACGGGUGGCUAACGCGGAGAAGAAGAUCACCACGCUGGAAAACAGCAAGACGUUUUUACAACAGAGCUUGAAGGACAGCGAAAACCAUCUCCGAGAGAUGGUCCAACAACGGCAGAGCAAGGAAGCCUCUGGCUAAUGGAUCCUCCUCCAGGUCAUUUUUUACGUGCGUGCUUCAUGGGAAAUAAGAAAAUUUCUCACCAUCGCUAUUUAAUUUCAACGCUCUUCAUUGACUUUGUUAAAAGCGUAAGACAACUUCUAUUUGAGAACGGUAUGUUUAAUCGAAAGGAAAUAUUCAGAUUUAAGAAUUGUAUCGAGUAAAUUAAAGUUGUAACUAUAAAAUUUAAAAUUCAUUUGAAA
This is a messenger RNA of Orussus abietinus, 670 nucleotides long. It is a transcript of the gene Pfdn1, whose product is annotated as prefoldin subunit 1. The record is from RefSeq and is a predicted model, not a curated record. Gene Ontology annotation, cellular component: cytoplasm; prefoldin complex. Gene Ontology annotation, molecular function: protein folding chaperone. Gene Ontology annotation, biological process: protein folding. The transcript has a single exon. NCBI's taxonomy places the organism in Eukaryota, Metazoa, Arthropoda, Insecta, Hymenoptera, Orussidae. The coding region runs from base 69 to 449 and encodes 126 amino acids.